This is a messenger RNA of Cimex lectularius (bed bug), 758 nucleotides long. Its product is annotated as glucose dehydrogenase [FAD, quinone]-like. The transcript is spliced from 3 exons. The coding region runs from base 201 to 758 and encodes 185 amino acids. Gene Ontology annotation, molecular function: flavin adenine dinucleotide binding; oxidoreductase activity, acting on CH-OH group of donors. The record is from RefSeq and is a predicted model, not a curated record. NCBI's taxonomy places the organism in Eukaryota, Metazoa, Arthropoda, Insecta, Hemiptera, Cimicidae.
AUGUGUCCCUCUUUCUAAAAUCUGUGGAAUAGACUUUUAAAGUGCUAAGGUCUUAUAUUGGAAAGUUAUUCCAGUUUCUAGUUAUAACACUCUACUGAAAUAAUGAACCUGUACUGUAGGCAUUCUUAUAGAGAACAAUUAUUUUUAAAAUUUUUAUGUUAAUACUUUUAUUGACAGAUUAUAAAACUUGAUGUAAUGCAAUGUUUUCAAUCAUUUUUUCGUUAGGAUGCAUACUUGCCAAUAGCUUAAGUGAGAUCAGUUAUUGGAACAUUCUGUUAAUUGAAGCAGGUGGAGAUGAAAAUGCCCUUACUGACUCUCCUUUUCUUACCUUUUACACCCACACAAAAGAGUUUGAUUGGGGCUACAACACAACAAUCAACAACAGCCAAGGGCUUGCAGAGCUAGGUCAUUGUAACUACCCAAGAGGAAGAGUCCUAGGAGGAUCUAGUACAGUCAAUGGACUGCUGUAUGUUCGUGGUAAUCCAUACGACUUCGAUAAUUGGGAAGCGAUGGGCAAUCAUGGCUGGUCUUUUAAGGAUGUUCUCCCUUAUUUUAUCAAACAGGAGAAUAUGUCAACGACCGAUCUCCCGAGGAAUGUUCACGGCUUUAAUGGCCCUCAAAGUGUACAAUUUCAAAGACAUGUAUCUAAAAUAGCAGACUAUUACUACAAGGCUGGAGAAGAAUUCGGUUUCAAAUUCAUUGACUACAAUGGACUCCACCAGAUAGGAAUUGGCCCUGCUCAGUUACAUCCCAUGUGA